Molecule: messenger RNA, 987 nt
Organism: Hyaloscypha bicolor E
Lineage: Eukaryota; Fungi; Ascomycota; Leotiomycetes; Helotiales; Hyaloscyphaceae
Product: DUF410-domain-containing protein
Exons: 3
Coding region: 1-987 (328 amino acids)
Biological process (GO): protein insertion into ER membrane
Cellular component (GO): cytosol; TRC complex
Molecular function (GO): protein binding
Source: RefSeq, a predicted model, not a curated record
AUGUCGGCCAAAAUCGAAAAGAUCAUUGUGCGCCUGCAAGAAAAAAUCGCUGAAGGCCAAUUCUACGAAGCGCAGCAACAAACCCGCGUCGUCGCCGCGCGGUACAUCAAAUCCAAGACCUGGGACGCCGCCAUCGACAUCCUGUUCUCGGUCUCGCAAUCCCUUCUCAAAGCAGGCCAAGGCGGCUCCGGAGGCGAUUUGGGCAUCUUCCUGAUCGAUGUGUAUAAGCAGGCGGAGCUGAGGCCUGAUGCGGGGAAUAAGGGGAAGCUGUUGGUGUUGCUCAGGUUGUUUGAUCCGGAGGAGCCAACGAGGAAGACGUUUGUUGGGGAGAUGAUUGGAUGGUCUUCCAAAUGCGGCGAUUACCCUGCUGGUGAGCCGGAAUUGCAUCAUGUAGCCGGAUCUCUGUAUGCAGAAGAGCACGAUGCGUAUGAGGCUGAACGACACCUCACGCUUGGAACGAAGGACUCUCCAGAUGUCUUCGCGAAGCUGGAAUAUGAAUGGUACACCCAGGACGAUUCUCACACCGCGGCGUUAUAUGCCGCGAGAGCGGUGUUCCCGUACCUACUUGUGGGCAAUGUGAGGGAUGCGAGGAAGUCGCUGAGGUUGUUUACCAGUCGAUUGACGGAGGCGAAUACGGGGCUGGCCGUGCAGGAUGUGAGCAGCACGGCUUCGGAUAUCAAGAUCUAUCCUAGCUUGCCGUUGCUCAAUUUCUUGGGCUUGCUAUUGCUGGCUGUGCAGAAGGGCACUGCAGAUCUGUUUAGGCAGUUGAAUAAGAAGUAUGCGGAGCAUAUCAAGGAAGUAGGGAUCUGGGACGAGGCAUUGACCUCCGUGGGUGAGAUGUACUUUGGGAUUCAGAGACCGAGACAAGGGAAUCCGCUGCUGGAUAUGAUGGGAAGUAUGUUUGGCGGUGGAAUGGGGGGUGCUCCUGCAAAGCAACAGCCAAAACGUGUGGGUACUUCAGCUCCAGCUGCUGAAGGUCUAGACUAG